AUGCGUCGAUAUGGGCAGCCGAGCCCACGUGGUCACCUUUGCUACUCGAGAGAGUCGGUAUCCACGUCUGCAAAUCGAUCGCUGCGCCCCUCGAGCACCAGUCGAAAGUCCACACCAAACGAAGGAGCUCUCGAGUCCCAGACAAUCCCCGACAGCGUGAUGGCGGGCGACGAUAUCUGGCAGGAUGAGAUCUUCGGAUCCGUGGCUCGUGACCGAUCCAACCCUACCUCCCGCUCUUCCUCCACCGUAUCCCCCGCCGACCAGGCGGCCCCCUUCUUCCAGUCGGUCGGCGACGUCAGUCUCAGCGAUGCCCACCUCGCCGCGGCCGGAGAAGAGGGCGAGCCUAAAUUCACCGGCUGGGACGGGUUCUGGUCAGAUCCGCUCUUUGAGAAUGUCGCCGGUCGGCGCGACCGCGCCGCAGGGCAGCAGGACCGCGAGUUCUGGAAGUAUGAGCUGGAUGAGGCGAUCCCGCUCCCGAGUCUUUUCCCCUCUCUCGACACCGAUGCGUGGAACGAGCUGCGAUUCCGCAAGUCGGCCAUUGAGUUCUGGUCGCGGCCCAUUGGGACGGAGCCCGCCGGACUCUAUCUGCGCACCGAGAUCGAGCUCAAUGGAGCGCUGGACGGCGUGUUCCAGGUUUUCCGGACGGUCCUCGGGGAGGCGGUACAGCCCGUCCUGCGGCUGUCGGCCUAUCUCGGGCUGACCAUGGAGCAGGAUCAGACCAUGGCCAUCGACGGGGUUUCCCUGUCCGGCAGCUUGAUCGGACUCCGGACGCCCCUGCCCCCGGUGCUGGAGCUGGUCACCAUCCUGUCAGUGGGCUUACGCCUCAACGUGGGCAGCACGACCAAUGUGGUCGGGGAGACCAGCGCGGUGCAGGCCGGCGUCUUUGGCGAUCUGCAGAUCCAAUUACCAGGUCUGACGGGGUCGUUGCAAUUGGAGUAUGAAGCGGAUCUCUCCGAGAAUUGGCUGGAGCUCAAUAUGAUCAUCCCGGGCAACAAGAAAUGGGAGAACGCGCUGGGAGCGGACUCGUUCCAUCUGGACGAAGUCCAUUUCUUCGCCAAGAUCCCUCUUCAGACAACCACCCCAGCAGACACAACAACCACCUCUGGGGAUAUCAGCUCUGAUGUUAUCGCUCUCCCCGAUCCGCAAGCUCUGCUUUCCAUUGCCGCAACGGCCAGAUGGAAGGGCUCCAAUGGGGCAGACAUUGGCCUGACGGGACUGAUCGUCAAGGGACGACCCGAUGCUAAUGUUCAGUCAGAUCUCUCGUUUCUAGAAGGCCAUAUGGCAAAGGUCACGUGGUCCGACAUCAAGCGUCUCUUCAGCGAUGUGCACGGCCGGGAUCUCGACGACACCGAGCAUGAGAUUACCUGCGAGAAUCUCACGGUGCGGAUCUCGCAGGCCCAGUUCCUUCUGCAGGGGUCCUUGACAAUCAAUGGUCGGGCGCUGGCCAAGGCCACGAUUGCGAUCACGCGGGCGGGCAUUGCCAUCACCGCCGAGGUGGACAAGUGGGAGGUCGGCGACGGCCUCGUGGUCAUCGAACAUGCCGCGCUGACCUUGCUGGUGGGCAGUCGCAGCGACCAGGACAGCAGUGCUCCGCGUCAACGGGAGGACGAGCCGCCCACCAAGAGACGACGGACCACGGGCGGUCCGGAGAAGGAGAAGAAGGGAUGGAGUGGGUCCUUGGAGGUGACCGGUCGAGUGCUCAUCCACACCGAUGGACAGCAGGGCAAGAGUGGACAGCCCCCGGUGGAGGUGGAUGUCACGCUGGCCAUGGGCAAACAGAACCAGGAGUGGUUCUGGGUGGUGUGCGGCCACCUCAAGGCCGAUCUCUCCUUGAGUCGGUUUGUGUCAGCCAUCGACGAAAACUCGGACAUCGAUCUGCGUCUCAAGGAGAUUUCGUUGAUUGCUUCGAGCACGAAUAGUCCGACUUGUAGUUUGGACACUAAUGGCUAUACCAUUCAGCAAGGCAGGUCUUCUUACUUUCACACGUUUGUGCCGCUGUUGGAGCAAGUGCCGCUGCUGCAGAUGGGCGACAUGGUGAAGAAGCCCGCGGCGGGUGAUCAAUCGUACCUCAGCCUGGGCUGGGCCAAGGGGUCCAGCAUUCCCUGCGUGUCCAUCUACUUGCCUGAGUCUUUGAAGAUCGAGAUGGGGCCUCGGUUCCGGUCCCGUCGCUUCCAGCUUUCCCUGGGCAGCUCCGCGACCGGCGGGGUGGCGUUCGCAUUCCGCGGCAUCUUUGACGUCAAGGUGGGCGACGACAAUAGCUGGUACAAGUUUGACCUGAAGAUGGCCGUGGACCCGAUCGGUGCGGAUGGCGAACUCAAGCUCACCAGACCUUCUGUAUCUCCAGGACCACGACUGGGCAUCGGACUGAAGUUCAACUGGGCCCAAUUAGCCGCCUCGGGUAUGCCUAUCGGAGCAGGCAUCAAGGGCAGCCUCUACCUCGACAACAACAUAGACAAAACCUAUGACCUAGUGCUCUACAUCUGUGAGGAUCCGCGGGACAUGGUCAUCAAGGCCGAAGCCCCGGCAAUGGACUACACCGAGAUCAUCCAGUUCGUGGCCGCAGCGAUGGAUACCCAGAUCCCGACGACCGACGUGACACUCUUCCGCUUCCAGGACGUGCUCAUCUACGCCAGCAUGGGGGCCACCUUUGGCGGAGAACACUAUCCGGCUGGCUUUCGUUUCAAAGGCAGGCUGAUCAUCUGCGACCACGAGGCCGCCAUGGACGCGUCUCUGACCACGGAGGGUCUGCGGCUCAAGGCGUGGCUGCAGACCUUCCGACUGGGGCCGCUCAGUGUCGGCGGAGAUAUGGUCCUGCCGGGCAAGGAGGGGACCUUCGCGCUGCUGGACAUGGAGCUGACCCGGGAACGGCAGGCGUUUGUGCUGAAUGGGUUCGUGGAGCUCUUCGACCUGCGCGCGGCGGUGGACGUGCAUAUCCAGCUACUGCCUGCCCCGAUAUUCUACUUCGACUUUGAGAUGCAGUGGAGCACCUUGCUGGCCAUCAAGGCCAAGGCCAAAAUGGUCGGGGGCACCGACCUCAUGUGCAAUCCCCGCGAGGCCAGCUGGGAGGUCAGUGCCGAGUUCGAGCAGACAAUUAUCCAGGAGAUGGCCCGGAGUUUGGAGCGAGCUCUCAAGGCCGUGCACGAGAAGGUCGAGGCCAAGAUCAACGGUGCCAAGCAGGCGGUUGCGGACGCGGAGCGAGUCUACAAGGAGAAGAUCGCCAAAGCACAAGCAGAUUUGGAAGAGGCCCGGGCCAAGUACCAGGCCGAGAAUGACCGACUAGACCAGGAGUUGGAUCGUCUGGAGCGGGAAACACAGGCCCAGUCUGCCGUCCAUCGCGACGCGGUCUUCGAGAAGAAAAAGGAGGAGUCGUCCGCUGUGGCAGAGGCCGAGACCGUCCGCGACCACACCAUCCACGAGGCCAAUGCGGAGGUCCAAGAAAAGGAACGGGCCUUGAACCACGAGGAGUCGCGAGGAACGAGGGAGCGCAACGACGCCAUCUCCGACCGCGAACGGAGGAGACAAGAAUUCAUGGCCAAGUUUGGCGAUGCCGAAGCCGCCGUGCAGCGCGCGCGGGACAACGUGGCUAAUGCCAAACGAACGGUUGAGAAUCUCCGCAGUCAAAUUGGUGACCUGGAAAACAGACUCAGUGGGCUGCGAUGGUUCCAAAAGGCCCUCGCCUUGGAUACACACCUUCAGAUCGCUGCCCUCGGGAUCCAGUAUGGAACCGCCAGGGUAGGCCUCGGAGUGGCGGACGGAGCCCUCGAGCUAGCGCAGAAGAUCAUGCAAUCUCAACUAUUCCACGACCUCACCCAGGCCCUGCACCACGCCUGCGAAGCGGUCGAAACAAUCAAGCGGCAGGUGGACAACGCCAUCAACGCCGCGCGGGACCACCUGCACAACGCGCAGAAAAUGCUGGAUGUCGCCAAGUCCGCCGCACAGGGCAAGUUCGAAGAGGCCCGGCGGCAGGCGCGCGAGAUGGUGGACACCGCGCAGAGGAUCCACGACAACUACGUGGAGAAGCAGGAACAGGAGUCCAAGAAACUCCGCAUUCAGUUGCAGCAGCUGGAGAAUAGUGGCCUGAGCGCGGGGGUGUCGCUCGCUGAGGGACUGCUGGAGGCGGCGAAGAACAACAACGCGGCAUUCCUCGCGGCGCAGGCCGGCCUCGAUGCCGUCAAGAUCGUCGAGGGCGCCAUCUACGACACGCUGCGCACGAUGAUCGAGGCCGCAGCGACCCUGUGUGAUAUCCGCGUGGUCAGGCUCCGGGGCACCAUCACCGCCCGACCGGAGGAGCAGUCCGCUUUCCAGAUCUAUUUGGAGGGCACGCUGGUCGGACAGGAUUUCAAUUUCGAUCUUGUAUAUUACCCCGGCAAGACGAUUGAGUUCUUGGAAGGGUUGGCCAAGGAGGCAAUGGGGCACCUGAAGUUGACUUAG
Molecule: messenger RNA, 4431 nt
Organism: Aspergillus aculeatus ATCC 16872
Lineage: Eukaryota; Fungi; Ascomycota; Eurotiomycetes; Eurotiales; Aspergillaceae
Exons: 9
Coding region: 1-4431 (1476 amino acids)
Source: RefSeq, a predicted model, not a curated record